Sphaeroforma arctica JP610 is the source of this 182-nucleotide messenger RNA. RefSeq lists its product as hypothetical. The record is from RefSeq and is a predicted model, not a curated record. The annotation marks the transcript as partial. NCBI's taxonomy places the organism in Eukaryota, Ichthyosporea, Ichthyophonida. Gene Ontology annotation, cellular component: 6-phosphofructokinase complex. The transcript has a single exon. Gene Ontology annotation, biological process: canonical glycolysis; fructose 6-phosphate metabolic process; fructose 1,6-bisphosphate metabolic process. Gene Ontology annotation, molecular function: ATP binding; 6-phosphofructokinase activity; AMP binding.
GAGAGCUGACCAUUGGGACAGAUACGGCCCUACACCGCAUCAUCGAAGCCAUUGACGCUGUCCAUAGCACAGCCACUUCGCACCAGCGCACCUUUGUACUCGAAGUUAUGGGCCGACACUGCGGCUAUUUGGCCUGGGCGGCUGGAGUGGCUACGGGCGCUGACUUCAUCCUCAUUCCAGAG